UCAACAACGUCAAUCAUUUAAAAGUUUGCGCGUGUCGGAGUCGGAGGGGUCUUAAUAUUAAUUAAAUGUUAUUUGUUAAUUAAACUCAUUUGCGUCUUAGGCUAUGAUAGUUAACUAUCAUCGGCUUUAUCUAUAAGUAUUAUAAACUACCUAAAAUUUUCUUUAUUGAGUUUAAUUGUUAGUUUCGACACGUGACAUUAAGGCUAAGUUUUUAUAGUAAACAACGUAAUGUCUGGUGGUAAAGUUUUGGUGAUCGGCGGCGGCGGGCGGGAGCAUGCGCUGUGCUGGAAGCUGGCGGACUCGCCGUUUGUGCAACAAGUUUACUGUGCGCCGGGCAGUGUCGGCAUCGCGACCACGAAGAAGGUUGAGUGCGUCGAGCUCGAUAUCAAAGACUAUCCGGCAAUCGCAAAAUGGUGCAAAGAGAACGAAAUAGAAUUCGUAGUGGUUGGCCCAGAAGACCCACUAGCCAAUGGCAUUGUGGACGCCCUCACUCCACUAGGCAUCAAAUGCUUCGGGCCCACGAAAGCCGGAGCCGAGAUCGAAGCCAACAAGGACUGGUCGAAAACCUUCAUGAACAAAUAUCAGAUCCCGACAGCGAGACACAAGUCGUUCACUGACGCUGCUGCUGCCAAGGAGUUUAUUAAUACCGCCUCCUACCCGGCUCUUGUGGUCAAGGCUUCAGGUCUGGCCGCCGGCAAGGGUGUGGUGGUAGCAGCUAACAAAGAAGAAGCUUGCAAAGCUGUUGACGACAUCCUGACCGACUCCAAAUACGGUUCUGCUGGCUCCACUGUUGUUAUUGAGGAGUUGCUGGAGGGAGAUGAGGUUUCGAUCCUAGCCUUCACCGAUGGCGAGACAGUGUCCGUGAUGCCCCCCGCACAGGACCACAAGCGCGUGGGCGAUGGCGACACGGGACCCAACACGGGGGGCAUGGGGGCCUACUGUCCCUGUCCCCUCAUCACGCCGGACCAGCUGCUGGACGUGAAAGACCAGGUCCUACAGCGGGCUGUUGAUGGACUGAAGGCUGAGGGCAUCAAAUAUGUUGGUGUGCUGUACGCCGGCAUGAUGGUGACCAAGUCUGGUCCCAUGACGCUGGAGUUCAACUGUCGCUUCGGAGACCCUGAGACACAGGUGCUCAUGACACUGCUCGAGACAGACCUCUACAAAGUUAUUAAGGCUUGCGUAGAGGGCACACUUAAACAAUUACAAGUGACCUGGAACACAAAACUGUCAUCUGUCGGCGUCGUGAUCGCUUCAAAGGGAUACCCGGAGACCUACACCAAGGGAUGCGUUAUCAGUGGGCUGACGCAAGUGUCGUCCCUGCCGGGCACGGAGGUGUUCUACAGCGGCGUGUCGCGCGGCGCCAACGGCUCGCUGGUGUCGGCGGGCGGGCGCGUGCUGCUGGCGUGCGCCCGCGCGGGCUCGCUGCGCGCCGCCGCCGCCGCCGCCACGGCCGCCGCCGCGCUCGUGGACUUCCCCGGCGCGCACUACCGCAAGGACAUCGCGCACAGGGCCUUCACCAAAAUCAAUGGGCUGUCAUACCUGCAAAGCGGCGUGGAUAUCGACGCGGCCGCGACGCUGGUCCGUCAGAUCGAGCCCAUAGCAACAGCCACGCACCGGCGCGGCGUGUUGGGCAGGCUCGGCUGCUACAGCGGACUGUUCCAACUAUCCGCCAUGGACCCCAGUCUCAAGGACCCCGUGUUGGUGCAGGGGACUGAUGGUGUUGGUACUAAGCUUAAGAUAGCAGAAAUAAUGCAGAAAUACGACACGUUAGGCCAGGAUCUCGUGGCUAUGUGCGUGAACGACAUCCUGUGCGCGGGCGCGGAGCCGUUCGCCUUCCUGGACUACAUGGCGUGCGGCCGCCUGCAGGUGGACGUCGCCACCACCAUCGUCAAGGGGAUCGCGGACGCCUGCGUGCUGUCCGGCUGUGCUUUGUUAGGUGGUGAAACAGCCGAAAUGCCUUCAAUGUACGAGAUAGGCAAAUACGACCUGGCGGGCUUCGCCGUGGGCGUGGUGGACAACCUGAAGCAGUUGCCGCGCUCCAAGGAGAUCAGGGCGGGCGAUGUGGUGCUGGCGCUGCCGUCUACUGGAGUACACAGCAACGGGUACAGCCUGGUGCAGAAGAUCAUGAUGGAGACUGGACAUAGAUACAAUGAGCCAGCCGCCUUCAGCACCACAAACAAGUCUUACGGCGAGGAGUUCCUGGUCCCCACCGGUAUCUACGUGCGCGACCUACUCCCGGCCAUCAAGAAGGACCUCAUCAAAGGCCUGGCGCAUAUCACCGGCGGAGGCCUGCUCGAGAACAUCCCCAGGAUCCUGCCGCCAGGGAUCAGAGUGAAGCUCGAUGCUACUAAGUUCAAUAUUAAACCGGUUUUCGGAUGGUUGCAAGCUAAAGGCAUGGUCUCCGACUUCGAAAUGCUGCGUACAUUCAACUGCGGUGUCGGCAUGGUGGUCAUCGUGGACCCCGUCUGCGCUAAGGAGCUGUUGGCGACAGUAGAAGGAGAGAUCGCUAUUGUUGGAACUGUCGAGAAUAUUGGCAAGGAAGGUGGUCACCAAGUCGUAGUAGACAACUUCAAGGAAGCGAUGCACCCACUAACAUCGCCGUACGUGACCGGCGACCGCGGCUUCCCGCAGAAGUCCCUCUCUUACAAGGACAGUGGAGUCGACAUUGAGGCUGGAGACUCUUUGGUUUCCCUCAUCAAGCCCUUGGCAAGGUCUACGUCUCGCAAGGGAGUACUCGGCGGACUGGGCGGGUUUGGCGGCUGCUUCCAGUUGAAGGCCGUAGAAGAAGAGUACAAGACUGGUUCAAUGAUGCAGGACCCGGUCCUGGUCCUGGCUGCUGACGGCGUGGGCACCAAGCUGAAGAUAGCGCAGAAGAUCAACCAGCACAGUACCAUCGGUAUCGACCUGGUGGCCAUGUGUGUCAACGAUAUCCUGUGCAACGGGGCCGCGCCGCUCACCUUCCUCGACUACUUCGCGUGCGGCGCGUUGGAUGUCAACGUGGCCAGGAAUGUCGUGUCUGGUGUAGCUGAAGGUUGCAGGCAAGCGUCGGCGGCUUUGAUUGGUGGUGAGACAGCGGAGAUGCCGGGCAUGUACGAGCCCGGAGUGUACGACAUCGCCGGCUUCGCGCUCGGAGUGGUCGAGCGCUCACACAUACUGCCCAAGAUCAAUGACAUCGUGGUUGGUGACAUAAUCGUUGGUCUUCCAUCCAACGGCGUGCACAGCAACGGCUUCAGUCUUAUCCACAAACUAAUGAAGAAGUCGGGACUCACGCUCAAUGACAAAGCACCUUUCAGCAAAGAGGGAUUGACCUUAGGUGAGGAGCUAAUCAAGCCUACGCGCAUCUACGUGCGUAGCGUGCUCCCAGCGCUGCGUAGCGGGCGCGUGAAGGCCGUAGCGCACAUCACGGGCGGCGGGCUACGCGACAACAUCCCGCGCGUCAUCCCCGACGCCGUCCGGGCUCGGCUCAACGCGCACUGGUGGCAUGUGCACCCGGUAUUCUCAUGGAUCGCGGACGCCGGCUCAGUACAAGACGACGAAAUGUUGCGCACCUUCAACUGCGGUAUCGGCAUGGUGCUGGUCGUGUCACCCGAAGACCAGGCACAUGUAAUGAACGUGACCCGAGCGUUCGGCGCGAUGGUGAUCGGUUCCAUACAAGCGCGGCCUCCCGGCGGCGCUCGCGUCGUCGUCGACAACUUCGCUUCAGCCAUGGACUUUACAAGGCGGAUGCCGCUGCUGCCUAAGAAAAAGGUGGCAGUGCUAGUGUCGGGCAACGGCAGCAACCUGCAGGCCCUGAUGGACACGACGCGCGAGGCGGCGCAGUGCAUGUGCGCGGACGUGUCGCUCGUGGUCUCCAACAAGAGGGACGCCUACGCGCUGCAGCGGGCCGAGAAGGCGGGCGUGCCUACACUGGUGUUCAACCAUAAAGACUACGCUUCCCGGGAAGAGUUUGACCGAGCCGUCUCCGAGGCGUUAGAAGCACAUAAAAUAGACAUCGUCUGUUUGGCUGGCUACAUGAGGAUCCUGUCCAGCGAGUUCGUCAAAAAAUGGCACGGGCGGCUGCUGAACAUCCACCCGUCGCUGUUGCCGCGCCACCCGGGCCUGCACGCGCAGCAGCAGUGUCUAGACGCCGGCGAUCGUGAGAGCGGCUGUACUGUGCACUUCGUUGAUGAGGGCAUGGACACCGGACCAAUUAUCCUACAAGAGCGUGUGCCAGUUCUACAGAAAGACACAGUGGAGACCCUGACAGAGCGCAUCCAUGAGGCGGAACACCGCGCCUUCCCGCGCGCGCUGCGGCUCGUGGCCACCGGCAGGGUGCGGCUCAACCAUCAGGGGACCCUCAUGUGGUACUCUUAGGAGACCAGUACGAAUUACAUCUUAGAUGUAUUACUUCAUUUGUUAUAACUUAGAACAAAGCUGAUGGUAGUUGUAACCUUCAGUUAUGAGGAUCAAAAAGUCUAGUGACUGGUGUAACUGAAAAACCAAUGUAUGUGAUUGCAAAGCAUUUGCGUGAAUUUAAACUUUUUCAACAUUGUUUUCUAAGCUCAUUUUGUGAUUUUUUGUAUUUUACCUUCUUGGUAAAAUACGUUACGGACAACCCUCGUUAAAACGAGAGGCACAAGGACAAUUCUAAAAGUUACACCAUAUUUCAUUACUGAACAACAAUGAUUAUGUUAUUACAAAUGGAGUAAGUUUAAAAAGAUAUACCUUCUAUGAUUUCCACUAAUAGACUUGAUUUUUAAUGUUUUAGUGAACUAUCACUAAUACUUAUAGGGACCAAUAUUAUUAAGUAUGUAGAUCUACGUACAUAUGUUGAACAUUUGUAAAAUUUAUUCGAAUAAAGCAGCUCUCGAAUAUAUAUUAAGUGAAAUUCACAAAAACGAAGUGUAGUUUCUGUCUUUCUUUUUCUUUCUCAUUAUGAAAUCCUAAGGAUAGAAUGAGAUGGAUAAUAAACUAUGUUUUUGGUUGUUUAAACAAAAAUUAUGAUUGUUAUUCAAAGAAAAAUGUUUACAAAAUUAUCAUCUGCCAUUCAAACAGAUGAAAAAUCAGUCUCUUGUUUGAUAUUAAAUUUGUAUAUAAGAAUAACGUUAUCACAUUAGUUGUUAAGCAUAUUAUAUAUUGUUGUGUUAGUCACUGUUAUUGUAACAAAUGUAUUCAAAGUUUAAAAAGUAUAUACAGUCAUUUAAAAUUUUACAACUGCAUGAAUUAAGUACACACGAUUUACAAUCCUAUUUUUAUGUCGACAAGUGCUAAUAUAGUAUGAUUAGCCAGACAGCAAGAUGACUAAGCUGUUUUGAAUCGACACACAUUCCUAAAAUCGAGCAUUUGUUAGUAUAUUACUAUAAACUCUUAAGGAAUAAAAUAAAUGCCAUUUACUAUGUAAGUAUGUUAAGUUUUAUAGUGUGUUUGAAAUAAACUAUUUUGUAAAUA
Trichoplusia ni (cabbage looper) is the source of this 5427-nucleotide messenger RNA. RefSeq names its product trifunctional purine biosynthetic protein adenosine-3 (gene Gart). The record is from RefSeq and is a predicted model, not a curated record. Lineage: Eukaryota; Metazoa; Arthropoda; Insecta; Lepidoptera; Noctuidae. Bases 229 to 4353 code for a protein of 1374 amino acids. Gene Ontology annotation, biological process: adenine biosynthetic process; 'de novo' IMP biosynthetic process. Gene Ontology annotation, molecular function: metal ion binding; phosphoribosylglycinamide formyltransferase activity; phosphoribosylformylglycinamidine cyclo-ligase activity. The transcript has 24 exons. Gene Ontology annotation, cellular component: cytosol.